Rotaria sp. Silwood1 is the source of this 768-nucleotide messenger RNA. The record is from the annotation of a GenBank genome assembly. Lineage: Eukaryota; Metazoa; Rotifera; Eurotatoria; Philodinida; Philodinidae.
AUGAAAUCCUUACCACCAUAUCAUCGAUCAUUACUAACUACAUAUAUUAAUAUUGGAGUAGUUUACAAUCAGAAAGGUGAAUACGAUAACGCAUUAGAAUAUUAUGAAAAAGAAUUAGAAAUUCAGAUGAAGUCCUUAUCACUAUAUCAUCCAUCAUUAGCAACCACAUAUACUAAUAUUGGAUUGGUUUACAUGGACAGAGGCAAAUAUGAUAAAGCAUUAGAAUAUUAUGAAAAAGCACAAGAAAUUCAGCUGAAGUCCUUACCACAAUAUCACUCAUCAUUAGCAAGUACAUAUACUAAUAUUGGAUCUUUUUAUAAUUACAAAGGUGAAUACGAUAGAGCAUUAGAAUAUUAUGAAAAAGCACAAGAAAUUCAGAUGAAGUCUUUACCACCGUAUCAUCUAUCAUUAGCAACUACAUAUACUAAUAUUGGAUUAAUUUACAAUGACAGAGGUGAAUAUGAUAACGCAUUAGAAUAUUAUGAAAAAGCACUACAAAUUCAGAUGAAGUCCUUACCACCAUAUCAUCCGUCAUUAGCAACUUCAUAUACUAAUAUUGGAUCAGUUUACAAUAAAAAAGGUGAUUUCGAUAAAGCAUUAGAAUAUUAUGGAAAAGCACUAAAAGUUCAGAUGAUGUCGUUACCACCAGGUCAUCUAUCAUUAGGAACUACCUAUACCAGUAUUGGAUCAAUUUAUAAAGAGGAAGGUGAAUUGGACAAAGCAUUAAAAUAUUAUGAAAAAUCACAAGAAAUUGAGAGAAAGUUCUAA